ACCUCCCAGCUGGUCGGCGUCGCCUCUGCGCUCCGUUCGGGGCGGGUCCGGAGAAUGGCUUCGGACAUGGAAUCGUCGCUCGAGGCCAGCUUCUCGGCCAGCGGUGCGGGGGCCGGGGCCGCGGGGUCCCUGCCGCCCGCUCGCUCCCGCAUCUUCAAGAUUAUCGUGAUCGGCGACUCCAAUGUGGGCAAGACCUGCCUGACCUACCGCUUCUGCGCCGGCCGCUUCCCCGACCGCACGGAGGCUACGAUCGGGGUGGAUUUCCGAGAGCGAGCCGUGGAGAUUGAUGGGGAGCGCAUCAAGAUCCAGUUGUGGGACACGGCGGGGCAAGAGCGGUUCAGAAAGAGCAUGGUGCAGCACUACUACAGAAACGUGCACGCUGUUGUCUUCGUGUAUGACAUGACCAACAUGGCCAGUUUUCAGAGUCUGCCGUCGUGGAUAGAAGAGUGCAAGCAACACUUGCUAGCCAGUGACAUCCCACGGAUUCUUGUUGGAAAUAAAUGUGACUUGAGAAGUGCCAUUCAGGUACCUACAGACUUGGCACAAAAAUUCGCUGACACACACAGUAUGCCUUUGUUUGAGACCUCUGCUAAAAACCCCAAUGAUAAUGACCAUGUGGAGGCCAUAUUUAUGACCUUGGCUCAUAAGCUUAAGAGCCACAAACCAUUAAUGCUUAGUCAACCCCCUGAUAAUGGAAUUAUCCUGAAGCCUGGACCCAAGCCUGCAAUGACCUGCUGGUGCUAAAUAAGUCUUCAUGAUCGCAUUGUGACUAAAAAAAUACUUUUGAAGUAUGACAAUGAUAAGUCGUAAGAUUUAAUCUCAUAUGUAAUGGAUCUUCCUGACACUUUGCUAUUUGUCAUUACUCACUUUUGUAUUUUGUAUCUACUUACUCCAGCUUGUCACUGUGACAACACAAGGAAAAAGUUGGUUUGCAGGUGAGGUUGAGAUGGAAGUAAAGGUAGGGUGAAUCAAGACAUCUUUGGGAGCCCAAUGAAAGAGGCUUCAGAUGGGGGUACCGUGAAAUUUGAAGUCAGUGACCAUUCAGUCUGUUCCUGGGACUGAAAAAAAAAAAAAUCAAGGGUUUAGUACAUAUUUGCUGGUAUAUCCUUGAAGAGGAAGUGUUCUCAACCGACAAGCCUGGUGCGUGCCUCUCAGAGUUCAGUACAUGAGCGUUGCAGUUGGUACAUGAGCAUUGUGCGCUCAUGUACCGACUGCCUUUCCCUGAGUACAUGUAGAGCCAGAAGAAGGCACAGAAUGUUUUCUGGUUCUCAGUCCUUCAAGAAUGCCAUUCCCAACAGUUCUAGCUACAUUAUCAGUCAGGUCUACAGAAGUCAUUGUUUUGUAAAAUAGUGGUUUGAAUUUUUUUACUAGAUUUUAUGUGCAAAAAUCAGUCAGAUUUUAAUGCAAAUUAAGUGACUUAAUAAGGUGCUUUAUACUUUAUUUUGAUAUCUUUAAACAGUGAAGAGCUACUUGAGGGCAGGUGAGGAGUUGCUACAGGGGGAAACAGGUGAGCAAGGCUCUGGCCGCCAGCGGGCCCGUUAGCCUCUGAGGAUGUCAGCUGUGUGUCUGGCACGGCCAACGCCCCAGACCUGCUUAACUAGUAGAGGCUGAGUGAAGCAAUCAUCUCUGUGUGGACUGUCCCGGGUUUCUGCCAGACGCACACUUCUGGAACUGCGCCCAGAGUGUGCUGCAGCUUCCGGACACGCCUGUUCUGGGGGCUGCGCCUCCGCCCCAGGAAAGCCGAGUGAGAGACUGGGAAAUACUUUGCAGCCCCCAGUGGCAGAAAGAAUAUCUCAGAAGAUUCUUGACCCUAAAUACCUUAUUUUGGAUUUCAGAGUUUGCACAUGGAGAACAGUGAGCUUGCACAGGGAGCUAUUAUGCGGAUGGAGCGUAAGCCAUGAACUUGAGCGUGCGCAUUUGCUAAUUCGGAUAGAUCGGAUAGAUCGCUGUCCUGGAUGAGUUCAGAGGAAACUAAGCCAAAGGAUGGUUGCGAUUACACUAGUUGCAGAAUAUGGGAAGCCAGUCAAAUAAGAAGCCAAGCCCAGUUUCGACUUUGUUUAGUUGCUGUGGCGGUCCCAGGUGGGCAUCUGGAUGACAGAGGUGAUGGUGCCCGCGGCUGCCUGGAUGAAGUGACAGGUGUGGACAUCAUUGUUCUGCUUGAAACAGUGGAUUUAAGAAGAAAUAAGUUGGCUUUAUUCAUGUGGAGGAGAGUAAUUCAUUUUUCUUAGGCUAGACUUGAAAACUGGUUGGCUAUCCGAGUUACUAUUGACUCGUGUCUAUUUUCAUAGGAAAACAGUGACAGCUAAACAGAAACUUGUGAUGGAGUAGGAGUCAGUUUUCAAAAGAAUCUGUUCUUGAUUUUCAGAACAUUUUCUGACAUGGGGGAAGAAAGUUUACAGACUUUUCCAAGCACAUUUUAUGUCUUUUCAGUAUGUUAUUAGUGAUUAAAAAAACAAUUUAGCAUUAUUUCUUUUUGUAAGAGGUUAGUGAAGUAUCCUUUGUAGUUCUAGGAAACCACUUAUUUUUUCACUUUAAUAUUUAUUAAUUUAAAAAUAUUUGUAACUCAUUUAUAAUGAUUUGUUUUAAUUUUUCUAUGUAUGUUAUCUUUUAAAAGAACACACUCACCAGUGAAUGGAGAUAAGCUUUUAGAUACCUUUCAACAUGUUUUUAAACAUUUCAUUGACUAUUGAGAAAUCAUUUCCAAAAUGGUGACUGUCAGGCAACCAAUCAUUUUUAAAACACAAGUCACACUCCUUGUUACCUCUGUGUGAGUUUCUUCUGACUUUUAAGGGAAAACAUCAGCUAAGUUUUGGGGAAAAGCCUUAAUCUGUGAACACCAAAGGAAGCAAAUCUGGAAUUUAGUUACCUGUUAAUGACAAUGCUGUGUUGAUAGCAAGUGCUAAUACACUUCCUCACGAAGUCAAAACUAAAAUGAAAUAAUUUCGUGGUGGAAUAGUGUCACUGUAACGUUUCCCUCCCGAGGUCCAAUAAACCAUCUUUGUGGUAAAGAAAUUGUGUUUCACUUCUUUUGGUUGGCCACUAAGUUGUGUAUAAAAUAAAACAAAAUCUUACUUUCUGGCUUCCAGUAUUUAACACGUUAGAAACACAUGAACAAAAAGUUUACCCAAUAGAAGUGGUUGAAACUCGACAGGGAAAAAAACCCCACAUAUUAAAAUUAGCUAAUAGAUUCUUCAAUUUUGCAACGGAGCAGCCCAACUCUGAGAACAUCUCAGACAGCAGUGCCAGAGCCUUAGCAGCUGGCCACUGCAGGUGCGUGGGAAGGCGGGGUAUGUGUGCACAGUGCAGCCCUCAUGGAAUUCCUUCAGUUGACUUCCUCUGGACCUACCUCUAUGGAUGAGCAUUUCAGUUUCCAAGCUUUUGGUCUUUCAAGCAAAAAGGUUCCCAUUUGCAUCUAUCAUUUUGCGAGCGUGUCACUCUAAAGAACACUAGACUGGGAUUCAUUUGCCAAGAGCAUAAACGCAACACCCUAGUGACGUUUGCAAGAGUCAGUUGAGGAGGAGAGGAUCUAGCAGAUGAAUUCCAGGAAAGCCUUUGCACAGCUGGCGGGUGGGACUGGGCCGAAAACUUGGCAUCAGGGCUUAAUAAGACUGUGGUUGGUGCUUUUCUGUUAUUUGGACCCAAGGAUCUUUGUGGGUUGAGUCACUAAAUGCAAGUACCUCCACAAACUGGAUAUGGAAACAGACUUUGUCUUGCUUUAUCAUGGAGUGUUAAAUCAAGGUGUCUAAUAAACUAGUGAAGCCUAUUUAAUCUAUCCCUUCCACUCAAAAAUAGCAAAAUAAGCUUGCCUGUGUGUGUGUGUGUGUUAAUUAAUAAAAACAUCUCUUAGAU
Messenger RNA from Condylura cristata (star-nosed mole), 3849 nucleotides. RefSeq names its product RAB33B, member RAS oncogene family (gene RAB33B). Gene Ontology annotation, molecular function: GTP binding; GTPase activity. NCBI's taxonomy places the organism in Eukaryota, Metazoa, Chordata, Mammalia, Eulipotyphla, Talpidae. Gene Ontology annotation, cellular component: endosome; Golgi apparatus. The transcript is spliced from 2 exons. Gene Ontology annotation, biological process: Rab protein signal transduction. The coding region runs from base 55 to 744 and encodes 229 amino acids. The record is from RefSeq and is a predicted model, not a curated record.